Molecule: messenger RNA, 1333 nt
Organism: Podarcis muralis (Common wall lizard)
Lineage: Eukaryota; Metazoa; Chordata; Lepidosauria; Squamata; Lacertidae
Gene: GCH1
Product: GTP cyclohydrolase 1
Biological process (GO): tetrahydrofolate biosynthetic process; tetrahydrobiopterin biosynthetic process
Cellular component (GO): cytoplasm
Molecular function (GO): zinc ion binding; GTP binding; GTP cyclohydrolase I activity
Source: RefSeq, a predicted model, not a curated record
CUGCGCCGAAGCCUGGCGCGCUAUAAAGUGGGGCGAGCGGGCCGGGGGAAAGUCCGAGGGUGGAGCCGAGGGAAAGGCAGGGCAGGAUCCUGACAUCGGUGUUCUUUUCCUUCCUCCGUCGAGGCGCGCCACGCUUUUCCCUGCCGGAACACGCUCCGCCAGGAACUUCCCAACCUCUCCAGCGCCAAAGCGCACGGGUCACCGCUUUGGCGCACCGUCUCCAGCGCUGGAGACAACGCUGCGCUGCGGAUCCCUGCGCUCCUCGUGGGUAGAAAGACUCGCCCCCUCCGUCCGAGACCGGGCACGGUCCCUCGGGUGUUGGUCCCUCCAGGGCGCGCGUCCUUUUGCGCGCUAAGUCGCCCGAUCCAGCCCACAUCUCCAGGGUUUUCCCCAGCCGCACGGACACGUCUCCCGGUUCCGGAGCGAUGGAGAAGGUGAAGGCGCGGGCGCUGCUGGAGCAGCCUCUGCGAGCCGCCAGCUACAACGGCUACGCGCUGGCGGAGAAGCCGCCGCAGGCGCUGCCCGGCCGCUCCUCCGCGGACGCGCCGCGCUGCCCGAAGGCUGCAGCCAGCUCUUUCGAGAGCUGGAGAGAGGAGCGCACCCGCAGCGAGGAAGACAACGAGAUGAACCUGCCCGGCUUGGCCGCCGCCUACAGCACCAUCCUGCGCGCCCUGGGCGAGGACCCCGAGCGCCAGGGGCUCCUCAAGACCCCCUGGAGGGCGGCCACCGCCAUGCAGUUCUUCACCAAAGGCUACCAAGAGACCAUCACAGAUGUACUAAACGAUGCCAUAUUUGAUGAAGAUCACGACGAAAUGGUGAUCGUGAAGGACAUAGACAUGUUCUCGAUGUGCGAGCACCACCUGGUUCCAUUUGUGGGAAAGGUGCACAUAGGCUACCUCCCUAACAAACAGGUGCUGGGACUCAGCAAGCUGGCAAGGAUUGUUGAAAUCUACAGCAGAAGAUUACAAGUUCAGGAGCGCCUUACGAAACAGAUUGCCAUCGCCAUCACGGAAGCCUUGCAGCCUGCGGGGGUCGGAGUGGUGGUUGAAGCGACGCACAUGUGCAUGGUGAUGCGAGGGGUUCAGAAAAUGAACAGCAAGACUGUGACCAGCACGAUGCUCGGAGUAUUCCGGGAAGACCCAAAGACCCGGGAAGAGUUUUUGACGCUCAUCCGCAGCUAAAACUGUGCCAUCUUCCUCCGGACUGUCUUGUCUGCUGUUGGUUAUUUUGCUGCUUUCUUCCCUCCUCUCUCUCUCUUUCCGUAAAGUAACUGUCCAUUUCAAUUCCCUUGUUUUCACUUUUUAUUGGUUCUGUAAAAUGUUCUUUACGGCAA